GGAGAAGGCCUGGUUCAGAGCAGAACACAACCCCCCAUUUCUGUACUGAAAAUGGGAAGAGGAGGAAGGGGGCCUUCAAUGGCCUCUCUCAUUGCCACUCUUCUGGUGGUUACCAUUUCCCUAAGCUUGCCUUCUGAAACCUCUGCAAACUACCAUUACUCAUCUCCUCCACCGCCUUACUACUACAAGUCCCCACCUCCCCCUCCACCUGUUUACAAGUAUAAGUCUCCGCCACCACCUCCUCCGGUCUACUCCCCACCACACCACCCACCAUACAAGUACAAGUCUCCACCACCGCCGCCGCCGGUUUACAAGUACAAAUCUCCACCCCCACCUCCUCCGGUCUACUCCCCACCACACCACCCACCUUACAAGUACAAGUCUCCACCACCACCGCCGCCGGUCUACUCCCCACCACACCACCCACCUUACAAGUACAAGUCUCCACCCCCACCUCCUCCGGUCUACUCCCCACCACACCACCCACCUUACAAGUACAAGUCUCCACCCCCACCUCCUCCAGUCUACUCCCCACCACACCACCCGCCUUACAAGUAUAAGUCUCCUCCGCCACCGCCACCGGUUUACAAAUACAAGUCCCCACCACCACCGCACAAGAAGCCAUACAAGUAUAAGUCACCUCCUCCUCCACCGUACAAGUACAAGUCCCCACCACCACCACCCAAGAAGCCAUACAUGUACCACUCUCCACCACCACCACCAUAUAAGUACAAGUCUCCACCACCACCUCCUCCGGUCUACAAGUACAAGUCCCCACCACCACCACCCAAGAAGCCAUACAUGUACCACUCUCCACCACCACCACCAUAUAAGUACAAGUCUCCACCACCACCUCCUCCGGUCUACAAGUACAAGUCCCCACCACCACCACCCAAGAAGCCAUACAUGUACCACUCUCCACCACCACCACCAUACAAAUACAAGUCUCCACCACCUCCUCCUCCAGUCUACAAGUACAAGUCCCCACCACCUCCACCGCCCAAGAAGCCAUACAAGUACUACUCUCCACCACCACCACCCUACAUGUACAAGUCCCCACCACCCCCACCUCCUAAAUACCUCUAUGCAUCACCUCCUCCUCCUCACCACUACAAAACAGUUCUAAAAAUGGGUUCCCAAACAGGACCAAGUAAUUCAGGAUUUACUUGGCCGACAGUAGGAAUAAAUGUCUCCGGUGAAUUAAUGGGAAGUGGAGGGAAGGGAGCGAAGGGGUCUUCAAUGGCUUCUCUCUUUGCCACUCUUGUAAUGGUGAUUGUGUAUCUCAGUUUGCCAUCUGGAACCUCUGCUGAUGAAUACGAGUACAAAUCCCCACCACCCUACAAAUACAAGUCUCCACCACCACCUCCUCCCGUUUACAAGUACAAAUCCCCACCACCUCCUCCUCCAGUGCACUCUCCACCCCCACCACCACCACCUUACAAGUAUAAGUCUCCGCCACCACCCCCACCAGUUUACAAGUACAAAUCCCCACCACCACCAUCACCACCUUACAAAUACAAGUCUCCACCACCACCACCUUACAAGUACAAGUCUCCACCACCACCACCUUACAAGUACAAGUCUCCACCACCUCCUCCACCAGUUUACAAGUACAAAUCCCCACCACCACCAGUUUACAAGUACAAAUCCCCACCCCCACCACCUUACAUGUACAAAUCCCCGCCACCACCUCCUCCAGUUUACAAGUACAAGUCUCCUCCACCACCACCUCCCAAAUACUACUACUCUUCACCCCCUCCCCCUCCCCCUCACCACUACUAGAGUGGUUCUGCUGCAUGCAAUCAUUAAGGUUGGAAGUUGGAACGAAGAAGAAGACGAAUAUCAAAAAUAAAUAAAAGGAAGGGUUGCUGCUCUCCAUGUUUGAUUCAUGUUGUAAUCUUAGACACGAAUAAUAAAGCAGUUGGCCUGCAUUUUCAUGCAUUCACAUGGCUGAAUUGCAGUUACACUGCUUCAUGUACUUUAGUGUUCUCCGUGUUAGAGAAAUAGUAUUUGAUAUUUAUACGUGUAGAUUUCAACCUUUUUGCAUUGCCGGGUUGACUUUAUAAUAAAAUAAAUUUCUCAAA
Vitis vinifera (wine grape) is the source of this 2084-nucleotide messenger RNA. Its product is annotated as extensin. The coding region runs from base 52 to 1782 and encodes 576 amino acids. Lineage: Eukaryota; Viridiplantae; Streptophyta; Magnoliopsida; Vitales; Vitaceae. The transcript has 4 exons. The record is from RefSeq and is a predicted model, not a curated record.